Molecule: messenger RNA, 3135 nt
Organism: Polistes canadensis
Lineage: Eukaryota; Metazoa; Arthropoda; Insecta; Hymenoptera; Vespidae
Gene: CarT
Product: organic cation transporter protein
Exons: 12
Coding region: 768-2717 (649 amino acids)
Biological process (GO): transmembrane transport
Cellular component (GO): membrane
Molecular function (GO): transmembrane transporter activity
Source: RefSeq, a predicted model, not a curated record
GGAUUCUCUUAACUUUGAUUAUAUUUCAAAAUCAAACAUAUUUAAAAAAAGAAAAAAAGAAAUCAAAAUGAUUGUACAAAUCUUUCACGGAGGUAAGAAAGAGAAAAAAAAUGGUGGCAUCAAAAUGUCGAACAGUGAAUCCGGGGGCUGGUUAUAUAUUGCGUAUAUGUCAGCAGUGUUCUUAAUCUCCUUUAAGUACCCUUAACCCAAUUGAAUUAGAAGGGCAUACUAUAACUUUGUUCUCCACGUAUCGUUUUCUAUAGUUCCGUAUGCAGCACUUGCUUGGUUUUCUUUCUAUCUAUUAUCGUGCGUGCAUUGCACAAGAGAACAAUAUUUUUCCUUCCACUCUUAACUACUCUAUGGUUCUCGUUAAUUGUUUAAAACCGAUCAAUUGUUUUGCCUGUGUCUCAUUUUUGCCGAUUAUUCAUAAAAGUUAUAAAAAGGUUGUCGUAAAAUUUUGGAAAUAAUUUUUUUAUCGUUUUAACAAUAUAUAUUCGAGAAAGAAUAUCAUUUGGAAUAAUAAUAAUAAUAUUAAGUACACCAUAUUUCGGAUUAAUUAUCUCUUUUGAAAACGGUGUAGGCGAAGCCAAUUGCUGCAUCGUCGUUUGCUGUCGCAAGGGUGGAAAGGAAAACGAACAAGAUGCAACACCUGUCAUCUCAUUUGAAUCUUCUUCAGGAGGGGGAUAAUGCAUCUCACGUGACUCCGUUCUAAGGUAUCCUCGAGCUUUUGGUAACGCGAACGAACGAGUUCCCCAAAGUUCGUGAAAAUGCAGGAAACUACCGAUGAUUAUCAACGGCAGGAUGCCAACAACGUCGAUGAAAAGACGAAAAAAACCAACGACGAAGAAGGAUUCGAUCUUGACGAUCUUUUGCCGAUCGUUGGUGAAUUUGGGCGUUAUCAGAAGCAGCUGUUAUGGCUCGUAUGCCUACCGGCAUGCUUACCUUGUGGCUUUUGCGCUUUCAAUCAGCUAUUCAUGGCGGAUACACCGGCCCAUUGGUGCAAAGUACCUGGAUUAGAAAAUAUGGAUAUUUCUCGAAGAAGGAGACUCGCCAUUCCUACCAGUCAGGAUGACAACGAAACGUACAGUCAAUGCACACGAUAUGACGUCGAUUGGACGACAGAAAAUGCAUCCAAUACUAGAACAAAUUCUUCGUGGUCCAUUGUACCCUGUGAUCAUGGUUGGGAAUACGAUACUUCCGAUAUCACGUCAUCGAUAGUCAUUGACUUUGAUCUCGUUUGCGAACGUGCUAUUUAUCCAACGAUCGGCCUGGUUGCAUUAAAUACCGGUGGGCCUAUAGGAGUUUAUCUUUUUGGCAGUUUAAACGACAGAAUUGGUCGUAGACUGUCAUUCUUUACGUGUUUAGCGACAUUGAUUACCGGUGGUUUUCUCACAUCCAUAUCUAACAGUUUUUGGACAUGGGCAGCUACGCGAAUGGUGGUUGGUUUAACUAUACCAGCUAUUUAUCAAAUACCUUUCAUCAUAUCGUUAGAAUUGGUUGGACCUAAUUAUCGAUCAUUCGUGACAGUAAUGACGUGCAGCUUUUAUACGAUGGGUUUAUGUAUGCUGGCAGGUGUUACGUAUUUAAUAAGAGAUUGGAGGAUUCUCGCAAUUACGACGAGUGCUCCAUUUCUAUUAUAUUUCUUUUAUUGGUGGUUCCUUCCUGAAUCUCCAAGAUGGUUAUUGGCGAAAGGUCGAUUGGUAGAAGCGAACGAUAUUUUAGAAACUUUGGCACGUGUCAAUGGCAAAGAACUUCCAGCUUCGUUCACGCAAAAGUUACGUCAACGAAUGACAAUGUCGAGAACGAAGAGUGAAGAGGAAAGACUACGCAAUGGACCUGGUGUCUUGUCUCUUUUUAAAACACCAAACAUGCGUCUAAAGACCUGCCUUAUCACGUUAAAUUGGUUUGCCAAUAAUAUGGUAUACGUUGGAUUGUCUUAUUAUGGACCUGCACUCGGAAACGAAGAACAUCUUAGCUUUCUAUUUUCUUCGUUAGCCGAAAUUCCCAGUUAUAUGGCUUGCUGGGUAGUCAUGGAUAGGUGGGGUCGCAGAUGGCCAUUGUGUCUUUGCAUGGUUGUAGCUGGUGUCUCUUGUAUAGCAACAGUCCUACUUUCCGCAGAUGCCGUUGUAGCCACGUUAGUCCUAUUUCUUUUAUCAAAGUCUGCGAUAUCGGCCUCGUUUUUGAUUAUAUAUCCGUUCGCUGGUGAACUUUAUCCAACACAAUUGCGCGGUGUUGCAAUUGGUUUCUCUGCUUAUAUCAGCGGACUUGGUCUUAUCAUCAUUCCAUUCGUUACAUACUUGGGUAAGGAAAAUUUAGUUUUGCCAUUGGUAAUUUUCGGCUGUGUCUCGGUGAUCGGUGGUCUUUCUGGUUUACGAUUACCAGAAACUCUACACCAUCGACUUCCACAAACAGUUGAGGAAGGAGAACUCUUUGGAAAGGAUUGGACUUGUGCAGAUUGUAUUAGAUGCAUACCGACCAAACCUUCGUCUGCAGCGGCUUCCUACGAGGACCUGUCGGCAAGAGAAACUGUUGAAAUGCACGAGGUACCUGAACUUCCAAUAGCUCAAACUAUACCGACACAAGCGAUAUCUCAAAGAAUUUUAGAGGAACAACAACGACCGAGCAGUGCGAGCGUUCGCCGACUUGUUCGGCAAUCUAGCGUGAUGGACACUCAGCGAGAUUCGGAUGGUUCUAUAAAGAUGACAUAUUGGUUUUAGAAACUCAAACAGAGUCUAUUACUUAUGUUAGUCCUUUAGUUUUUAUGUAGUCCAAUUAUUCGUACUUUAUACAAAGUUAUCAUUUUUGUAAGAGUAACCCCAAUCGUGUUUUUUCAUUUUUUUUUUUUCUUCCCAUUACUUUUUCUUUCUUUCUUUCAUUUUAACAAAUAGUAGAUAGAUGAUUUAACUUGUACAAUUAAACGAAAACAAUUUUAAAGCCUAUUUUUUUAUUCUUUUUUCUUCUUCUUCUUAAAACUCUUUUCUUACGGUCGUUUUUUUUGUUGUUGUUUCUACGAUAGAAGAUUCCUGUCUUACGUUGCAAUUUAUUCGAAUAGAUUUGGUAUACAAAACACGAAGACAAAGAGAAAUAGAGAGAAAGAUUAAGAGAGAGAGAGAGAGAGAGAGAAAGAGAAAAGAG